Messenger RNA from Lonchura striata (white-rumped munia), 7799 nucleotides. The record is from RefSeq and is a predicted model, not a curated record. NCBI's taxonomy places the organism in Eukaryota, Metazoa, Chordata, Aves, Passeriformes, Estrildidae.
GCUGCUCGCGGCGACUCCCCCGGGCCGGGGCGGCGGCGGGCGCUGAGCCCUCAGCGCGGAUGGAAAGUGGGGGUGAUGCUAGAGCGGCACCUCGGCGGGGCAGCAGAGGUGGCGGCCGUGGCGGGGUUCCAGCGGCUGCCGAGCCCGGCGCUCCCCCGGCCGCGGAGGCUGGCGUGAAUAUGGAUGGGCCCGGCGGUAGCGGGAGCGGGGCCGCCGCGGACACGGACGCUCCUGCAACGCCGGCAGCCUCCGGGGCCCGCCCGCCUCCCCGCGGCCCCGGUUCCAGGGACACCAAGCUGGUCCAUCAGCGGUUCCUGCGGAGGAGCGUGGUAGACUCGGACCAGGAGGAGCCUGCCUUCGACCUGCCCGAGGCGGAGCACCAGCGAAGAAUCAUCCUGCUCCCAAAAACCAGGAGGAUAAUCGCGGAGCGGGCGAAGACGGGGCAGGAGGCGGCGGACCGGGAGGCUGAGUGCUCCAGGGAGCCGCGGGCAACGCCGGCCGCGGGCAGCGCCGCAGGCGCCGAGGAGCAGAAGGAGCCAGGCAAGGAUGCGGAGCGGAGAGAGGCGCAGGAUGCUGCCAAGGACCAGGGCAAGGCUAAGAAAGAGGAGCCCGAGGAGGAGGCUGAUAUGAAAGCGGUUGCCACCUCGCCGGAUGGCAGGUUCCUAAAGUUUGAUAUUGAACUCGGGCGAGGAUCCUUCAAAACGGUCUACAAGGGUCUGGACACAGAGACGUGGGUGGAAGUCGCGUGGUGUGAGCUGCAGGACAGAAAACUCACAAAAGUAGAGAGGCAGAGAUUUAAAGAGGAAGCAGAAAUGUUGAAAGGUCUACAGCACCCAAACAUCGUGAGGUUUUAUGACUUCUGGGAAUCCUGUGCAAAAGCCAAAAGAUGCAUCGUGCUGGUUACCGAGCUGAUGACCUCUGGAACGCUGAAGACGUAUCUGAAGAGGUUUAAAGUGAUGAAACCUAAAGUCCUGCGGAGUUGGUGUCGGCAAAUCUUGAAGGGUCUUCUUUUCUUACACACAAGAACUCCACCAAUAAUUCACAGAGACUUGAAAUGUGAUAAUAUUUUUAUUACUGGACCAACUGGAUCUGUGAAAAUAGGAGACUUGGGUUUGGCAACACUCAAAAGAGCUUCAUUUGCCAAAAGUGUCAUAGGAACACCAGAAUUCAUGGCCCCGGAAAUGUACGAGGAACACUAUGAUGAAUCUGUGGAUGUCUACGCGUUUGGAAUGUGCAUGCUGGAAAUGGCUACCUCAGAAUACCCUUACUCAGAAUGCCAGAAUGCUGCUCAAAUCUACCGAAAAGUAACCUGUGGUAUAAAGCCAGCAAGCUUUGAGAAAGUUACUGAUCCUGAAAUUAAGGAGAUAAUUGGGGAGUGCAUCUGCAAAAACAAAGAAGAAAGAUAUGAAAUUAAAGAUUUAUUAAGCCAUGCCUUUUUUGCUGAAGAUACUGGGGUAAGAGUGGAACUUGCGGAAGAAGACCAUGGUAGGAAAUCCUCUAUUGCCUUAAGACUCUGGGUAGAAGAUCCUAAGAAACUGAAAGGAAAACCCAAAGAUAAUGGAGCCAUUGAGUUUACUUUUGAUCUGGAAAAGGAAACUCCUGAUGAUGUUGCACAAGAAAUGAUUGACUCGGGGUUUUUCCACGAGAAUGAUCUCAAGAUCGUGGCCAAGUCCAUCCGUGACCGAGUGGCGCUGAUCCUCUGGAGGAGGGAGCGCAUCUGGCCCAGGAUGCAGUCGGAGGAGCGCCGCGACUCGGAAUGCCUGGAUAAGCUGAAGGCGCCACAGGCACAGCAGGUCCAGGUCACCUACCUGUCCCACACGGGCCACCACAUCCUGUCGGAGCCUGAGGAGCCGGAGGCAGACCAACACCCCUUCCAGCAGAACCUGCCCACCAGCGUCACCUCUGUCGCUUCUGACAGCACGUUUGACAGUGGCCAGGGCUCCACAGUUUAUUCAGACUCACAGAGCAGCCAGCAAAGCGUCAUCUACUCGUCCCUGCCAGACACUGUCCCUCCUGCCAUCCAGAGGGUGUACAGCCCCCCCCUGAGUGAGGGCCAGCCUGUGCCCCACAGCCUCCCCCAGCUUGGCCACUACCAGCAGCCCUCAGCACCUGUCCUGCCUGCAGUGCCAGCCACACCUGCUGUGGUGCCCCAGCACUACCAGGAGCCAGCGAUGCCAUUCCCCGUGGUCCCCAGCACCGUGGCCUCGCUCCCAAUGGGGCAGGCGCCGCCGCCCGUGCUGGCCGGCCAGCAGCAGCAGCCCAUGGCGCAGGCAGCCUCGCUGCAGCAGGUGCUCAGCAGCCAGCCCGUGUGCCCGCUGCCGCCCGCCCCCCACCUGCUGCCGCCAUUCCCGGCGCAGGGCUCGCAGGUGCCCGCUAGCAGCACCCCCCUGAAGCCCCUGCAGAUCUCCACCGUGCCGCAGCUCCCGCCUGUGGCCCCUUCCCAGAUUCCUCCAUUUCCUGUCAUUCCUGCAAUUACUCCUCUGGCAGGACUAGACAGUCUUCCUCCAAAUCUGUCCGACAUCCCUCCUGCAAGCGUGCCCCCCAUUCCUGCUCCCUCCCAGUACUUUGCUCCAGCCGUGAUCCUGCCCAGCCUGCCCAUGAACCCCGCGCUGCCCAUGGCACCUAACUCUCCCGCCCUGCCCAUGCAGGCUGUCAACCUGCCUCACACCACCGUGGCUUCUCUGGUCCUACCCUGCCAGCCCAUUGUGCCAAACAUGCCGACGGCCACCAUCCCGCUGCUGGCGGUGGCGCCGCCAGGGGUGCCGCCGCACGGCGCGGUGCCGCCGCUGCCGCAGCCCGUGUUCCAGCCCGCCUUCCAGCCGCGGCUGCCCAGCGACGCGCCGAGCUCCCAGCCCGUGUCCCAGCCACAGCCACCUCCUCCAGCCCUGCAGCCGAGCGUCAUCCACCCUCCUGAGCCGGCUCACCAGCCCGUGCCUGGACACGCUCAGUUUGCUCUAGAAGCUGGAGCCCAGGUGCCCGUGCUGCCGGUGCAAGCCUCCAUGGUCAUGUCACCGCCGUUGCAGCUGCAGCCGGAGCUGGUGCCGCCCUGCGUCGCUCCCGAUGGCCUUGCCCAGGUCCAUGGCAGCCUUGCCACAGCUGCCCCGCCCGCCCCCAUAGAGCCUGGCCUGCCUCUCCAGCCCUCUGCUCUGCUGCAGCUCCAGCCUGAUCUUUCCCAGCCACUGGGCCAGCAGCUCCCAGCUCCCUGCUCAGCUGUCACGGCAGGCACAGAGACAUCUCAAGAGGAGCAGGCAAUACAGGACAAACUCCAAGCUCUGUCCCAGAGUUGCGAAAGCUACAUGAGUCCAGAUGUUGCUUCUGGUAAGGAGAUGAAUGACAGCUUGGAGGGAGCAACAGGAAGUGGAAAGCAAGAAGGAAAGUCUUCAAAGAAGCAUAAGAAAUCCACGCGUGCUCGUUCGCGCCAGGAGAAGUCCAACAGACCCAAACUGACCAUAUUAAAUGUGUGUAACACAGGGGAUAAGAUGGUGGAGUGCCAGCUUGAAACCCAUAAUCAUAAAAUGGUGACGUUCAAGUUUGACUUGGAUGGUGAUGCGCCGGAGGAAAUUGCUACUUACAUGGUGGAGAAUGAAUUCAUCUUGCAAAGUGAAAAAGAGACUUUUAUUGAGCAAAUGAAGGAUAUCAUUGAUAAAGCAGAAGAUAUGCUCAGUGAGGAUACAGAAGGAGAGCGAAGUUCUGACCAGGGAACAAGUCCCCAGCAAGAUGCAGAUAGGCUGGAAAUAAGCGAGGAGAAACGUCAGUCUCAAAUGAAGACACCUGUGUAUCAGCAAAACGUUUUGCAUACUGGAAAAAGGUGGUUUAUUAUAUGUCCAGUGGUGGAAAAUCCUACUACAGAUGCCCCUGAGUUUUCUCCCCCAAUGCCUCCCAGUGCCCAGCAGACAGAAGGGCCAGACCUGGAGCAGUCAGAUGACCAGCCGGUGAGCUCUGCAGUGACAGAGGCCCCUGGGCUCGGGGCUGGCCAGCAGCUUCCCCUGCACACAGGGUUGAACAAGCCGGAAGUCACUGGUGUGACUGCUCAUCCCUCAGAGACAAGAGGUCCAGCCACAAGCAUCGCUUCAGCUCCUGCUGCUCCAGCAAAAGACCUCCUUCAGGUUGCACCUCCAUCAUCAGGCACAGCUCCACAGAUCGAGACUUUCCAGAAGAGUGAGGAGGCAGAGAGGACAACUUUGCCCACACACGCAGAGAGCGUAAUGCGGCAAGCGACAGCAGAUGGGGCAAUGAGUUACUUCCACAGGGAUGGCUCUCCAGGCUCUGGUUCCUAUGAAAAACAGGCUGAGGCUCAGGAGAGUGGCACACCAGCCAAAACCAUUGGCAGGUUUUCAGUCAUCAGCAUGCAGGAUGAAUUAACUUUAGCAGCACCGCAGUGCUUGAGGUUCUCGGCCCCCCCAGACGUCUACCUGGACGAGCUGCCCUCCAGCCCGGACAUGAAGGCUGCUGUCCGCAGGGUCCAGACGGCCUCUUCUGUGGACGUCCUGUGUGACCAGGCCUCGAGCGACUCUGCCGAUGAGCCCUUCCCACAGCAGCUGGCGGCUGCUGCAGCCGCACAGCUCUCCCCCCCUAGCAGCAGCACAGCCACGGACUUAAUCAAAAAAGCAGCUGCUUUUCUGCAGAGGUCUGCCAAAGGUGGCUCCCCUGGCCCAGAGUCGCCCAACGGGCAAGGUGCAAAGAUUCCUACCAUCAACAUCACAUCUUUCCACUCACAGUCGUCCUACAUGAGCAGUGACAAUGACUCGGAGUUUGAAGAUGCUGAUAUGAAGAAAGAAUUGCAGAACCUGAGAGAAAAGCAUAUGAAAGAGAUUGCUGAGCUGCAGACGCAGCAGAAGAACGAGAUAGAGGCAUUAUAUAUUCGCCUGGGGAAACCCCUUCCUCCCAACCUGGGCUUCCUUCACUCUGCCCCACCAAGCAGCCGGCGCCGAAGAACCAGCAAAAACAAAUUGAAAGCUGGAAAACUCUUAAACCCUCUGGUCCAGCAGCUCAGGAGUGGAACAUCAAGCACAAGUAACCUUUCAGACUCUAAAGGCUCGCCCCACAAAGAAAGCAGUAACUCGCAGCCGGGCUUCCCCGAAGCCGCCGCGGUGCCUCCCGGCACAGCCCCCGCCUUUGGCAAGGCUGUGCAGACCCAGCAGCCCUGCUCUGUCAAAGCCUCUCUGUCAUCUGACAUCUGCUCUGGCCUGGGCCCCGACACAGCCGACACCAGCACAGGCUCUGGCCAAGGCUGGACGGUUUUCCACCAAACGUCUGAGAGAGUGACCUAUAAAUCUAGUAGCAAACCUCGUACCAGAUUCCUCAGUGGACCUGUGUCUUUGUCCAUCUGGUCCACCUUGAAACGACUAUGUCUAGGCAAAGAUCACAGUAGUAGAUCCUCGACCAACAGCCUGGUGACGUGUCCUGAGCCCCUCCCACAGUCAACGCUGCAGGUUCAGGCCAACAACAGUAACAACAAGAAAGGGACGUUCACAGACGACCUGCACAAGCUGGUGGACCAGUGGACGAGCAAAACUGUUGGAGCUGCACAGACAAAACCUUCUUUGAACCAGCUGAAGCAGAACCAAAAAAGGCAAGACAUGGAGCCAAAGGCUAACCCCAUGCAAAUGCAGAAUGAGACAUGUGGAGUAAGUUCAGUAAGGACAGGACUGGGGAGCAAGUGCCCUGUUCCAGUGGCUUGCCCCGUGCCCACAGGAUUAGCUCCUGGAGCUGUGCCAUCCCUGCCCGUGCCAGGGCCCGCCCUGGCUGGCGCAGUGACGCCAUACGUGAUGCCUCUGUGUCCGUACGGAGCCGUGUUCCCUUCGCCCGUCUACGGAGUGCCGUGGCCGGGGCCGGUGGCGCAGCCGGGGCUGGUCCGAGGGCCCGGCGCCGUGCACGUCCCGCCGCUGGGCCGGGCCUGCCUGCCCAUGUACCCGGUGCCGCUGCAGCGCCCGGCCCGGCCGCCCGGCCCGCGGCUGCGCAUGACCUAGCACGGACCCUGCCGCGGGUCCCUGGGUCACCCUGUCACGGGUGGCCUCGCCACGGGGACCCUGCCCUGCGUCCCGGUGGUUUUGAUGCCGUCACGUUGGAGUGUUUGCUCUGUACAUGGUCUGUGUGGGAUGAGGCGAGCCCCCGGGCACAGCCAUUCCCUGCAUCAGCAAUCACUGUGAGGCAGCAUCACCACAGAUCAUUUGUUGUCAAGGCAAUACCUGCUUCUGUCCCCUUGCUGAAGACACUUUAUUCCUUGUGUUCUGUUUCACACUUGUGAUCCUUAACAUCAUUGUACUUGAAUUGAUAAUUAGCAAAUUGUACUAACCCUGCAGGAAAUCAGUGCCUUGAAUCUCAGCUUUCCAGAACCAGCUGGAAAGAGAUGUACAAUUAUUUGAAAGGUGUAUUUUAUUUACAAUCUGCUUGUGAGUUGGAGGUCUUUUUAUUUGCAAAGAUAUUGCAGGUUUACAGUUGACGUUCCUCAUCUGCUUCAUUCUGCUGUAAAUGCUUUGUUUUUAUUCACGGGUUGAAUUUUCAUUUCUGAAGCUUUUAGAAGUCAGAAUUGUGAGGUGAGGUUUGUUUGACAUGCUUGUUUGAUGCACUCAUCAUAAAAUUGUUGGUGUUUGUACAAGGAGUAGUGAUGUGCAUAUUGUAAUGUAGGAGCAUUUACGGAGUGAUCUGAGGAAGGUGUAUACAAGGACUAAGGAGCAGCUUCAGGCAGUGCUCUCCGUUCUCCUUCCCAGCCUGUGGUAAAGUCAUUGUAGAUGGCAACUUAAUUCUGUAACGGGCAGCAAAUGCUCUUUUUCCUCUGAAUCAGCAGCACACUGGAUUUUAUUUCCUUUCCCUAUGUUGUGGGCUUUUAUAAUUUAGUUAAAUCACAAGCUUAUGCAUGUCCAUAAGUGAAGACAAGUAAUGGAACAGUUGAUUCUAGCAAACAUAUCUGCAGGUGGCUGUGAGCCCCAUGUGAGCAGAGCACACCCUGAGCUUGAGGGCGAUGUCUGAUCCUUGGUGUGCCAGCUGUGUUCAUGCUAAAACAGAAUAAAAAUGUGAAGCUGUUCUUUUUCCUAUCUGACACUUCAGGUUUUGUGUCACACUGCCUUCUGUUUGGAUUUAUUUAUUUAUUUAUUUAUUUAAUCUUUAUUUUUACCCAAGUUUGCGCUCCAGGUGGCACGGACACCUCUCUCUCUCCUGUUCAAAAGUUGCUUUUUUCCUAUUUUACUGUGCAUAGAGCCUCCACCUGCACUUAGUGUAAAGGCACAAGGUAACCACUAGAGCUGGUUUGCCACGGUAAGUCUCCUUCCUUUCCUGAGCGCUACGGACAGCAUGACAAGCACAGGACCCAAGUGUGGGCACGCCCAAAGGCCCCACAAUGACAUUUUGUAGCCCUCUGCUAAGGGGCAGAGACGUCUUGUGCUGCCAAGCUGUGAAUUGUAUAGUUCUAUUGUACUUCAAGCAUUCUACCUGUCUAAAUUACUUUGUUUGUACCCUUUGAAAAUAUUAUUCCAUCAAUUCAGUUAGAAUUGAAUUUUAUAGACAAUUAUGCAGAGUCUUCUGCCUGGGCAAAAUGCUUACUGCAGUAAGAGAUUUCUGUUCUCUGUACCAUGUAUCUUUAAUUUGUUUGGGUUUUUUAGAUUCAUGUCUGUAUGCUUCAUGAGCAAACAUGGAAAAUAUGUUCUCACACCGGGUUCCCUUCGGCUCACACUGAAUCCUACAGUUUAUGUCGCUAUUGCCUGUAUAGUCUAUCCCUUGUAUACUGACAAAGUCAGUGGCACUAAAAGCCCCAAGAAAUUGUAUAGAUUAAAAAGAAAAAUAAACAUUUUGUGCUUGAAAAA